AUGGCUGGCCCGCCAGCCCCACCACCUGCGUGCUCUAAUUCCUCCGCGCCUCAGUUCAAAGCAAAAACCUCAGGCCCAAGCCCGGGCCACGCGCCCGCCUCACCGGCGGCGGCCGCGCCGCCGUCGACCAUGGUCCGCAUCCCGUCCGAUGCGGCGCUCGCCGUGCUUGGCGUCGUUGGAGAGCUCCACGGUCGCGGACGCCUCGCUGGGCUGGAGAUCCCGGAGGCCGAGCUCCUGAACGCUCGCGCGCCCGCCCUGUUCGAAGCCGUGCUCGCCGCCUUCCUCGCAGAGUCGGAGGGCCCCGGAGCCGUCCCGUUCCUCCCGAUUCCGCCGCCACCGCUCGCUGACGGCCGCAAGGUGGAGCUGCUCCUCCUGUACCUCGCCGUGCGCUCACGCGGCGGGUUCCCCGCCGUCGCGUCCUGGGCAGCCGUCGCCGAGGAUGUCGGCCUAGACCCGUUCGCAGCGGCGGCAGUCAAGCUGAUGUACGCCGAGUACCUCACCCCCCUGGAGCAGAGCAUCCGUAAGCCAGGAGAGCGCCACGAGGUGGUCGGGAGUAGCGGCAAAGCCGGCCGGCGUUUGGGCUCCAAGAAGGACAAGUUCCUGUCGCCCACCAAGAACCCCGCGAGCGCUGGACCGGCGCACCUGAAGCGGAAGAGGAAGGCACUCGUGGGGAUGCUCGACUGGGUGCGCCUUGUGGCGAAGAGCCCAGAUGAACCGAGGGUCCUCGGGAGGAAUCCCGGCGGCCACUUCUCUACGGCGGUUCUGCUCCGGGGCCAGAUGUUCGCAAAUAAUGAUUGCAGGAGUUGCUCUUCCUCGCCGCAGAUUCCAGACGAGCCUAUUCCUUUCAGUCUGUUCAGUUAUAGCAUUUGCCCAUUAGAAGUUCCUUUCAUUCAUGACUCAUGA
This is a messenger RNA of Phragmites australis (common reed), 903 nucleotides long. RefSeq lists its product as uncharacterized. Gene Ontology annotation, molecular function: DNA binding. Bases 1 to 903 code for a protein of 300 amino acids. NCBI's taxonomy places the organism in Eukaryota, Viridiplantae, Streptophyta, Magnoliopsida, Poales, Poaceae. The transcript has 2 exons. The record is from RefSeq and is a predicted model, not a curated record.